AACAAGAUUUUGGAGAUGUACUCAAAAUGUGAUUCUAUGAAUGAUGCAUUUGAAGUUUUUGACAAAAUGCCAAGUCGCAAUUUGACUUCCUGGGACACCAUGAUAACAUGGCUUCCUCAGAAUGGUCUUGGUGAAGAUGCCCUUGAUUUAUUUAUCCAAUUUAAGAAAGCAGGGUUGAAACGUGAUGGCCAAAUGUUCAUUGGAGUCUUUUCUGCUUGUAGUAUCUUGGGUGAUAUUAAUGAGGGAAUGCUACACUUUGAAUCCAUGAGCAACGAUUAUGGUAUUAUCCAUCCAUUGAGCACUAUGGAAGUGUGGUUGAAAUGCUGGGUGUGGCUGCUAGAACCUGAAAAUGAUGAUGGAGAAGAGGCAGGUGUUCCUGAGAGCUACCAGCUGUGCAGAAAGAAGAGCACGGUGGAAAGGAUGAAGGGAUCGUUGGUGAGGGUGAAGAGGGUGAUGUGGUCGAUGCUCGGAUCGGCCCUUGGAAACUGAGGAGGUUGGUUCGGUGCAGGCUGUCUGAUUAUAUACAAUAAUCACACUGUAGCGGGUAUAGUUUAGUGGUAAAAGUGUGAUUGGUUCUAUUACUCUUUUUGAUAGGUAAGGGGGGUCCUUCGGUUUUAUUCCUAAUUUUGAUCAAAACUUUAUUUCUUUUAAAAGGAUUAAAUCCUUUAUCUCUCAAUGAAAGAUUUGAGGAAUAAUAUAAUUCUUGUCAUUUG
Messenger RNA from Rubroshorea leprosula, 713 nucleotides. Lineage: Eukaryota; Viridiplantae; Streptophyta; Magnoliopsida; Malvales; Dipterocarpaceae. The record is from the annotation of a GenBank genome assembly.